AUGUCCGAUUCGGCUCCUGGGGUGAGCAAUGGGCGCUCACAGAAUGGUGGCUCUCGCGCUGCUGUACCCGUGCCUUUUGCCGGUGGUGAUCGUGUUCGUACACCGACGGACAUCAUGAGAGAGCGUAGAGAUCGAGAAGCCAGGAAGAAAGCUGAGAGUGACCGACGGCAAAAAGAACAAGACGAGGAGGAACAGCGACGAAUCCAAACGGAGCAACAGUUGGAACAAGAUAGAGUGGCUGCCGCUGCUGGCGUUGCCCAAAGUGGUGAGGGGACAAACUAUCGGAGAUCAGGAGGAGCAGUCAGGAGAUCUACCGUUGAACCCACACCACAAGAUACAAGCGAGAGAAGGUCGGGAGACCGAGGAAGCGGUGGCAGUACCAGGGCAAACAUACCUUCAACAACCCAGCCCGCAGUCUAUGCGCCUAGUAACGGUCGCGCCGAAAAGCCAUCCGCAAUUGUCCCAGACGAUGGCGCAGGCGUGAGUAGUGUUCCCCAGCCUAGGACAAGACCUCGUGGAGCAACACUCUCGACGGGACAGCCAAGACCUGUUGAAGCCAAACCCAGACAAACGCCUCGUGCCGUCUCUGCGGCAGCUGCAGUGGCCAGUGGUCAGAAAGAAUACAAGAACGCAUCGAUUAAUGCGACUGCAGGGACUUCCCAGCUACGAUUGGACCGUGGAACAGUGCCACCUGGCCAGUCCCAACCUGCACAGGAUUCGACUAGCGGCUCUCAGCAACGGAGCACCACGUCCUCAUUUCCUCACGCCUUCGAAAGAUGGGAAACGUUAUCUUCGCACUGGGAAGGUCUGACUUCCUUCUGGAUUCAUCGACUAGAACAAAACAAAGAUGAUCUAGAUCGAGAGCCUUUAAAUCAACAAAUGGCGCGUCAAGUGACUGACCUAUCUGCUGCUGGAGCUAAUCUAUUCCACGCCGUCGUCGAACUACAGCGACUUCGAGCUUCUUCGGAGCGCAAAUUUCAGCGGUGGUUCUUUGAGACCAGGGCCGAGCAAGAACGUUUUCGAGAAAAUCAAAGCAAAUUCGAGCAGCGGAUACAAGAAGAGCGUUCCGCUGCCACCAACGCCCAUGCUGAUCUUUCGAGGAUACAGAAGGAAAGAGAUGCAGCCAUAUCCCAGAGAAAGACUGCAGAGAUUCUUGUCAGAGAAAAGAAUCGUGAACUAUCGAUCGCCAAGGAAGAAGCCCGGCGAGCAUGGGAGGAGCUUGGCCGUAGAGAGCAAGAAGAGCGAGAUCGCACCCUGUCACUGAAGAAAGGGCAGGCCACUUCGGUAGGUGGCGUUCACGUAGUGCCAAUGGUGCAGGGAGGGAGCAGUAAUAGGCCACCUACGAGAGAGGGUCCUGUCGCUGGUUCUAUUCCGUCGCGAUCGGCACAGGUUGAAAGUCCAACGGAUGAUGAGCCGGGCUAUACGACCUAUGAUCCAGCCAGAUCCGAGACAGACACUGACCCGUUCACCGAGGGCGGCCGUGUCAACCUUCCCCAGGGUGUCCGUCCUGAGGCUGAUCGUCCAUUACAAGCAAACGCGACGUCCCAGCCUUUCCAACAGACCUCGAACACGUCAGCUGCUGCUGUUCAAGCAGCCCGAACAGCAACAUCGUCAGGCCCACAACAGCCUAACUCUCAGACAAGAACAAUGCCUGCUUCGUCUGCGCCAAGUGGCGGUACCUAUCUCAAUUACAGGCCUGAAGGAUCUGCUCCCGUCACGACACAGGCUGGGAGCUCGUCUUUCUAUCAACACGAGGGAACCUCGCUCCAUGGUCCCGACUUCACUUCUCUCCAAGACCAGCCCCGUGUCAGUGAAGGCGAUGAACGUUCUUACGUCCCAUCUGUGGGUGAUACGCUUAGUGAAGAGGACUAUGAUCUUGAUGAGAACGGUGAAAUACAACGAGACUCUCACGGUCGUCCAAUCCACGCGCGUCGUGGCCCCGGCUCCGAAGACAGCGAUGAAUACGAUGUCCAGGAGCAGCUCGAUCGUGAGCGCAUGUACGGUCGAAGCUAUGGCUCUGGGAUUGCUGGCGUUGAAUAUGGUUCUGGUCCCCCUGCCGCUCCAGGCCGCCAAGAAUCGAGUGCGCCAGAUUAUUCCGGAAGUGGGUUCGGCGCAGGAUGGGAGGCUCUGCCGCGACAUCAUCAUCCUACGCGACUCAGCGAUGUUCUAGAGGAGGACGAGAGAAGCCGUGCAACACCAAGCAGGGCUAGCCAAAACAGCAGAGGCAUGCGCUGA
Letharia columbiana is the source of this 2235-nucleotide messenger RNA. RefSeq lists its product as uncharacterized. The transcript has a single exon. The coding region runs from base 1 to 2235 and encodes 744 amino acids. The record is from RefSeq and is a predicted model, not a curated record. Lineage: Eukaryota; Fungi; Ascomycota; Lecanoromycetes; Lecanorales; Parmeliaceae.